Nomia melanderi (Alkali bee) is the source of this 1120-nucleotide messenger RNA. NCBI's taxonomy places the organism in Eukaryota, Metazoa, Arthropoda, Insecta, Hymenoptera, Halictidae. The record is from RefSeq and is a predicted model, not a curated record.
AAGGAGAAAGAUUUGCAAUCCAAAACAUGUGGAAUAAAUGAAGCGGUACAGUCGAAUGAACACGCUGAAACAGUGGAACAGAUAUAUUGGAAUAGUGAAAUUGAACUGUAACGACGAAACAACGGAACUGAAUCGGAAUGACGAUUAAACAAAACUAUAAUAUAGACGGAACUCUUAUGGACGGAAAUUUAAAUCGAAACGGCAAAGCAAUGAAACCAGACCGAAAGAUAUUCUUGUUAUAAUUAAAUUAUAUUUCCGCUAACAAUUUAAUAAGUAACAUGCUUCUAAUUUGAAGGUGAAAAGGACACACAUAAGUAGCAUGAAAAAAGAUUACUUUCCAAACAUCGCAUUGGAGUCUUAUUUCGCUUUUAUCUUUUCUUCAUUCGACAUUCUAUGUAGAAGUUCUGUGUCUGUUGAUCACGUUGGCGGUGUCUUUGCAUAACGCACUUGUAUAUUUUGGCAUGGUAUACAUCAAACGUGGUUGAUCAACGACCAAUGCUUAUUUCGCCAGGGUGCUUCGUAAUUGUUUUAUUAACCGUCCAGAGUCCGACUGAACAACAUGCGUCCAACGAUCGCUCCGCUUCUUUUGCUUUUCUGCUUCGCACUAUCCCCGACAUGUCGGGCCUUCGAAGUUAUCGACUGCGGCUCGAAGGUCGGGACGUUUACAUCUGUAACUUUAAGCGGAUGUGAUAUGACUAAACAAGCUUGCGAUUUAAUACGGGAUACAAAUGCAACAAUUGAAAUAGACUUUACAGUUGAUAAGGAAAUAACAAAUAUGUAUGCAAUUGUACAUGGAGUUAUAAUGGAUGUUCCCAUUGGUUUUCCGUUACCAAAUGCAAAUGCUUGUGAAUAUGCUCAUUCAGGAAUCACUUGUCCAGUAGCUAAGGGUACAGCAUGUCACUAUACAAACACAUUGCCAGUGCUAAAAUCUUAUCCUAAGCUCUCUCUUAUUGUAAGAUGGGAGCUAAGAGAUGAAAACAAUCAGGACAUAGUUUGUUUGCUGAUUCCGGCAAGAAUAAAAUAGGUAACAGUAAUUGAAUGUAUUGCAAUAUUGUGUUUCAGAAAACUAUGUAUUUUACAAAAGUUGUAUGAAAUAAAUACAAAACUUAGUGAUAAGAAA